GGAAGCUUCUGAAAAGAUAUCACAUGAUACAAAAUGAAAAUCAAAGUGCUGACUUAGACAAAGAAGCUUCUAGCGUCGUCUUACGAUACACUUUCUCUUCAGGGAAAAUGCUUUGGUGUGUGACUCUUAUUCUUGUCAGCUUUAUCACAUCUCAAUCAGAGAGUUUACAGGUUAUUGGUCCAGAAAAGCCUCUUGUUGCUGUAGCUGGUGAAGAUCUGGUUCUGCCCUGUUUUAUCAAACCCAACACCAGUGCUGUGGACAUGACAGUGGAGUGGAUGAGAAUAGAGGAAGUGGCUUCAUUAGUGCAUCUCUAUAGGGAUCAUGAAGACAGAAAUGAAGAUCAGGCUCAGUCCUAUAGAGGAAGAACAUCACUGUAUAAAGAGGAGCUACAGAAAGGCAACACUUCACUCAAACUGUCAGAUCUCAGAGUCUCUGAUGAAGGAGAAUAUAAGUGUCUUGUUGAGGACAAAUCCUGGUACGAUGACAUCACUGUGAACGUCAUUGUAGAGGCUCAGGGAAGCCACCCAGUGAUAAUGAUGGAGAGUUAUGAUAACUCAGGAGGGAUUAAUCUAGUGUGUGAGUCCAGAGGCUGGAACCCUGAACCUGUUGUUCUGUGGCUGGACAGAGAAGGAGUCACUCUGACUGCUGAAGAUACACAGAUACACAGAGACACUGAGGGCUUCAAUGUGAAAAGCCGCAUCUCUGUUUAUGAUUAUAGCGACUCUAACAGGUUUUACUGCAGACUUCAGCAACAACAUCACAUGAUGGAGACAGAAAUUAUCAUCAAUAGUAAAGUCUUUGGUGCUUGGAAGUGGAUUGUUGGGAUUUCAGUUUCAGCAUGUCUUAUUGCUGUUGGAUUGAUCGUAACUGCAGUUUUUUAUCACAAGAAAGAGAUGAAGAAGGAGAAGGAGUACAAAGAGAGGCAGAUACAGAGGCUGAAAGAUGUGAUGAAGAACAAGGAGAACACAGAGAGGCAGAUACAGAGGCUGGAAGAUGAGAUGCAGAAGCAGUCCAAAGAGUGGCAGAGAAAGAGGCUGUAUGUUGAGAUGAAGACUGAGAAGGAGUUCACAGAGUGGCAGAUAGAGAGGCUGAAAGAUGUGAUGAAGAACAAGGAGAACACAGAGAGGCAGAUACAGAUGCUGGAAGAUGUGAUGAAGAAGGAGAAGGAGUACAAAGAGAGGCAGAUACAGAGGCUGGAAGAUGUGAUGAAGAACAAGGAGUACACAGAGAGGCAGAUACAGAGGCUGAAAGAUGUGAUGAAGAACAAGGAGAACACAGAGAGGCAGAUACAGAUGCUGGAAGAUGUGAUGAAGACUGAGAAGGAGAACACAGAACUGCAGAGACUGAGUGUGGAAUACGAGUUAUUAAAGAAGAAGAAGUAUGCAGUGGAUGUGACUCUGGAUCCUGAUACAGCAGAUCCAUAUCUCAUCCUGUCUGCUGAUGGAAAAGAAGUGACAUGUGGAGAUGAACAAGAUAUAUUUCGUUAUCCAACAUGGUUGUUUAAUUAUUAUCUCUGUGUUCUGGGAAAUCAGAGUUUCUCUACAGGGAGAUUUUAUUAUGAGGUGCAGGUCAGAGGGAAAACUGACUGGAGAUUAGGAGUCGUGAGAGAGAACAUUAACAGGAAGGGGAGGAUUACACUGAAACCUCAGGAUGGAUUCUGGACUGUGGGGCUGAGGAAUGAGAAUCAGUAUAAGGCUUGUGCUGGUCCCUCUGUCCCCCUCACACUGAGAGAGAAGGUGGAGGUUGUGGGGGUGUUUGUGGAUUAUGAGGAGGGUCUGGUCUCCUUUUAUGAUGUAAAGUCCAGAUCUCAUAUCUACUCUUUCACUGGUCAGACUUUCACUGAGAAACUCUAUCCAUACUUCAGUCCUUGUGAUAAUGAUGGAGGUAAAAAUUCAGCACCACUGAUCAUCUCUCCUGUAUUUAAGACUGAAUGAAUUUUCACCUCACAAAUAUAAUCAUCUGUUAAAUGUUGAGAAUAAAAAGAAACAUUAUACUUCUUUAGUUAAAUUUUAGAAACACAUUUUCCCUUUUAAAAUGUUGUAUAGAUUAUUUUAAUACCUGGUUUUAAUUGUAAUCCUAAAGUCUGUUUUUAUGAUCAUGUGACAUUAUGGUUGUGGAACUUUGUCAUUACAAAUCACAUAUAAAUAAAGAUCAUUUACAGUUUACUCUGA
This is a messenger RNA of Tachysurus fulvidraco (yellow catfish), 2171 nucleotides long. Its product is annotated as butyrophilin subfamily 1 member A1-like. The transcript is spliced from 24 exons. The record is from RefSeq and is a predicted model, not a curated record. Bases 24 to 1934 code for a protein of 636 amino acids. Gene Ontology annotation, molecular function: protein binding. NCBI's taxonomy places the organism in Eukaryota, Metazoa, Chordata, Actinopteri, Siluriformes, Bagridae.